AGUGAGAACACGAAUACUGACUACAAUAUGUCUCAGCUACUGUUACCGAACUAUAGCGGUAAGCUGAGUGCACUGCGACAGGGUGCCUUGGGAAAUGCCAACUUCCUGACAAAGAUUGCUCAGGAAUGCAACCAGGUGUUCAUGCCAGAGAAGUCGACAUCACCCAUUCCCAUGGUCAAUCAGGAUGGACACAUCAGCUUCGCACCAGACCCACGUAACAUUGACAAGGUGAAGAGCACCAUCAGACAGUUUGCUAGAGAGUGGAGCGUAGAGGGCAAGAAAGAGAGAGAUACGACCUUCUUGCCAAUUCUGGAACGUCUCGAAUCAUUAUACCCAGACAAAGAAAAAAGGAGUCAUAUUAGAGUAUACUGUCCAGGUGCAGGCCUGGGUCGUCUAUGUCUAGAGGUGGUAUCCAGAGGAUUCUCAUGUCAGGGCAUCGAGUUUAGCUACUUUAUGUUGCUAUCAUCAAGUUUUAUAUUGAACAAGACUAGCAAGAUCAAUGAGUUCACCAUAUAUCCAUUCAUCCACCAGUCAGUAAAUGUGUUGCGAGAUGUCGAUCAGAUACGACCAGUGAAGAUACCCGAUGUACUUCCACACGAGAUGAUCCCAAACGAUGACAACAUCGAGUUUUCCAUGGUAGCUGGCGACUUUACAAAGUCAGUUCAAGAUGAUCACUUUGACAGCGUUUGUACUUGCUUCUUCAUAGAUACAGCACGAAACAUUGUAGAGUAUGUCGAGUGCCUUGUCAGGAUGCUAAAGGAGGGUGGACACUGGAUCAACUUUGGUCCACUGCUGUAUCACUACGCCGAUAAUAAGGAUUCAAUAGAGCUGAGCUAUGAACAGCUGCGGUAUGUCAUUCUAAACAGUGGAUUCGAUAUAUUGCAUGAGGAGCUCAGAGAAACAGAGUAUACAUCCAACAAACAUUCAUUGAUGAAGGUCAUCUACAAUUGUCAGUACUUUGUGGCAAUAAAGAAGAAG
Messenger RNA from Acytostelium subglobosum LB1, 978 nucleotides. RefSeq lists its product as hypothetical. The annotation marks the transcript as partial. The record is from RefSeq and is a predicted model, not a curated record. Lineage: Eukaryota; Evosea; Eumycetozoa; Acytosteliales; Acytosteliaceae. The transcript is spliced from 3 exons. Gene Ontology annotation, molecular function: S-adenosylmethionine-dependent methyltransferase activity.